Messenger RNA from Scutellospora calospora, 663 nucleotides. The record is from the annotation of a GenBank genome assembly. NCBI's taxonomy places the organism in Eukaryota, Fungi, Glomeromycota, Glomeromycetes, Diversisporales, Gigasporaceae.
AGAUUACAACGUGAAAUAAUCACUAUAAGAGGAAUUCCACCAAGUUUGCCUAUUCCUAUACCAAUUAGAUCAGGAUUAGGGAGUCAACUUGAUGGUCAAUUACAUUCAAAUAAUGGUAUGUCAACUCCGUAUAUCACACCUUUCGUACCACCGAAUGUCAAUUGCCCAGCGGGUUCUCUACAACAAAAAAAUGAAGUAUCCAAGGAAUAUGAUUUAACGGGAAGCAAUAUUACAAAACGGAAAUACUGCCGUCACCCAAAACAAGACAAAAAUGCGCCUGUAAAACCACCUUCUGCCUAUGUCAUGUUUGCUCAUAAAGUCCGUGAAACAUAUCAAGGAAAAGGUAUUUCUUUCGCUGAUAUGGCAAAGAUUGUAGGUGAUCACUGGAAAAAUAUUCCUCCAAAAGAAAAAGAAGAAAUGGAAAUUACAGCUUUAAAAGCUAAAGAGGAAUAUCAAAUUGCUUUAUCAGAGUAUAAAACGACAAAACAAUGGAAACAAUAUCAAGAAUAUUUAAAGAAUUUCAAAGAGACGAAUGAACAAAGUUCGCGUAAGAAGCCUAAAACAGAAACUUUGAACAACGAGACCACAUUUUCGAGUUAUUCACGACCUAACUCUAACUUUGGAUAUCCGUUACCGUUUUCUACAACUUAUAGUUCGGAAGAC